UGGAGACUAAAAAAUUUGCCUCUUACCGACAAAAUUUUAAGAAAACUAAAAGAACGAGCAAGCAUAAUUAAAGCAGUUGUAUAUAAAUCGACGAUAAGGGCUAGGCAACUAAUUCGUGCUGAUUAGUUUAAAGAAAAGGAAAUAUGAGCCCAUUCACAGAGAAAUUGAAAGAAGGAGAUGAAGAAGUUGCAACUUUAGUACCAUCUUCAGCAGCAGCAAACGUUCAAGAAAUGGUAAGGAUGGACCCUUCUCAGGUCCCUGAAAGGUACCUUAUAAUUGAUCAGAAUCAACAAGACAUGCCCAAAAUAGCAGAUUUGUCUCAUCUCUCUUCUCAGAUUCCUAUUAUUGAUCUUUCCUCACUCACAAAAGAGAACAAAGAGGAACUCAUCAAACUGGAUUUGGCUUGCAAAGACUGGGGAUUUUUUCAGAUAAUAAAUCAUGGAGUAGCAAGGGAAGUGUUGCAGGGAAUGAAGGAUGUGGCAGCAAAGUUUUUUGAUCUUCCACUUGAAGAGAAGAAUAAAAUUCCCUUGCCAUCCAAUGACGUACAAGGCUAUGGACGUGAAUUUGCAGUUCCAGGUCAGACACUGGACUGGUCGGAUGCUCUACUUCUCUUUGUUCACCCUGCCAACUCUGUCAACUUUACCCUCUGGCCCAAAAAACCAUCGGAAUUCAAAGAAACUGUCCAAGCAUAUUCAAGUGAAGUGAAAAGAGUAGCAAAGGAGCUUCUGGGUUCUCUAUCUUUGAUAAUGGGAAUGGAAAAGCAGAGUCUUCUGGAGAUAAUGAACAAAGAUUUUACACAAUUAUUUCGUUUAUCAUAUUAUCCUCCAUGUUGCAUGCCUGAUAAAGUAGUAGGUUUAAGUCCACACUCAGACAUAGGCACCCUAACUAUACUCAUGCAAGAAGACCAUGUAAACGGGCUACAGAUUCGACACCAAGGUAUCUGGGUUCCAGUGAAUCCUAUUCCGAAUUCUCUCAUUGUCAACAUCGGUGAUAUGAUUGAGAUAUGGAGCAAUGGCAAAUAUAAGAGCAUCGAGCACAGAGUUGUGACAAAUGAUUCGAAGCCAAGGAUAUCAUGUGCAACGUUUAUCUCUCCUUUUGUUGAUGUUGAAGUUCAGCCACUUGAUCAUAUGGUAGAUUUGCAAGGUGGGUUCCCGCCAAUGUAUAAGAAAGUCAGAUAUGGAGACUAUAGGUUGCAAUCAUUGAAGAGAAAAUUGGAGAGGAAAACCCAGCUUAAAACAGCAAAGGGUGAAAGUUGAAGCAGAAAAUUUUUGUCUUCAAGAAGUUCGAGCUAAGAUGUAAGAAUUUAAUUAUAUGUUUGAACCUUAUUCCAAUAAGACCCUUGAAUGUUACACAUAUAGCAAAUUGUUAUAGCUUUUGCCUUUUUGGCCUCUGCUUAAAGAUUAUAUCAUCACAAUGACAAUGAAAAGCCAGUGAUAAUAUUCCUUAAGUUCCAAAAACCCUGCUUUCGAUAAUAAUAGGAG
Molecule: messenger RNA, 1481 nt
Organism: Ziziphus jujuba (common jujube)
Lineage: Eukaryota; Viridiplantae; Streptophyta; Magnoliopsida; Rosales; Rhamnaceae
Product: protein SRG1-like
Exons: 4
Coding region: 144-1256 (370 amino acids)
Source: RefSeq, a predicted model, not a curated record